AAGCAUUAAUCGUAGGUUUAUUGAGGUCAAAAGUAUUAUUAAUCAGAAAUGAUGUAACAAAAAAAAUUAGUUAGUUUUUUUUCCACACUCGUAUUAUAACGAAAGAGAAAGAAUUGAUUCGAUAAAAAUGAUCCGAUUCACUCAUCAUUCUCCAAAAUAAAAUCAAUAACAGACUAAACCAUUUGCAUAGAUUUCCUUAAGUGUUUUUGUUCAAUAAAAACCUGAUGCGUUGAGGAUAAAGCAGUCAGUACCCAUAAGAUCUUCUGAAUGAUUAAUCGUGUUUUAAAAUUAGUGCACUGGUAAUAUUAUAAAGUACCUUUAACUUCAGUUCAUCUUCCAAAAAUGCCCCCGUCGAUAUUACAUCUGUUACUUUUAUUUGUUUUCCACGUGCAAGGGCAGCGACCUGGUUUCGCAGGGUCCAGGCCCAUCGGGUACCCCGAGCUGUAUGAUCGGCCAACGACACCGAGAGACGAACUCGGGAACCGAUUUGGCGAUGGCAACGCAACAACACAAAACCUGCCCUUAGAAGCAAAAGGAGACAAAGAUUUAGUUGAUCGCCUGAGUAAACUACCUGUUGACCAACAACCAUUUUGGCUAAUAAACUGGCAAGCCUUAGAGGAACAAAGAAAGAAACCUCAAACAUACCCAUUGAGACCAAAUCCUUUCGUAGAUGGUAACACUGAAGCCCAUGGAAGCAAAAAAAACUUAAAAACAACUGAAGAGCAUAACAAACAUCAGAGUAUACCGAAUACAAAUGAUCAGACGCAAGAAUCAAUAAAAUUGAACAAUGAAACUGAUUCGAUGGACCACUUAGAACAAAACUCCCAGCGAAGGACCAGGGAAUCAACUAACAAUGAUUCAAAGAAACCAAACAAAAAAAUGGACACGAAAUCCUUAAAAAUUAAUGAUAAAGUAUCUGCUUUACUUCUUUCAGGAUAAAUUUGGGAAUAAGGUAAAAUGCUGAAGGUAUUCAAACAAUGUUUUGAUGGUAAUAAAACACAUUAUAUUGACUUUUCAAUAAAUAAACCUUAAUCUAACUACUAAUCGUAUUCUAAACACGAAUCCCUACAAGAAUACUUACAUAAAUUAAUAUAAAAAUGCAAUAAUCAUAAUAAAAACUAAAAUUAUGACUCA
Plutella xylostella (diamondback moth) is the source of this 1134-nucleotide messenger RNA. RefSeq lists its product as uncharacterized. NCBI's taxonomy places the organism in Eukaryota, Metazoa, Arthropoda, Insecta, Lepidoptera, Plutellidae. The record is from RefSeq and is a predicted model, not a curated record.